AUAGGUCCGUUUAUGCCAUCAUACGCCAAAGUAUCUCGCUCAGACGCAUACAAACGAAAUCAUGCUGCGCUCAAGAGCAUUCUCAAAUUGAUCCCAACCAGUAUCUCAGCGUUACAGCAAGCCAUCCUCUCGUACAUUCCCAGAACGCACGAAAGCAGUGCCAGCCAGGCUGCAUACAUCAAUAAUAUUCUCCAAGUCACCACGUACAUACCUUUUCUGCGCAAACAUGUAAUGUCGUUGCUGAUAACGCACAUGAUCCAGUUUGAUGCUCAUAUUCAAAUCGAACUCGAUGAAUUGGAAGAAGAUGUGGAGUUACAAGAAUUUACGUUGGAUUUCGAUGCGGACUACAUGUCGGACGACAGCGAUGAUGAGGGCUCGGAUGAAGAUGACGGGGGUGACGACGACGAAUUCGAUGCUGACGGUGACGACAGCGACAAUGAGACUGAAAAGAAGCUGUCAGAAGAGAAGCGGAAACAGAAGAUCGAGUCCAUGACGCGCAAGCUCGAUGCCAUGAUGCUACUGCUGCUACGAUAUCUUUCCAGCUUUGGCAUGGACGGCGCCACCCCUUCUGAACGCACCGAUAUGUUCAACAACCUCGUUACGAUUUUUGAUGGGACUGUUGUCAAGACAUUAAAAUCGCGCUACACCCAAUUCUUGGUCUUUUACUUUUGCUCGCUCGACGUGAAUGCCUACCCAGAGCUCUUCUUGAACCAUCUCCUGGAACACAUGAUGGAGCCAUCGCGUCCGGGUAUUACUCGCAUAUCCUGUGCCAUGUACAUUGCGUCCUAUGUCGCCCGUGCCAAGUUCCUUGAUGUCAGCAGUAUCCAGAGAUCUGUGAACGUGCUUUCGCAGUGGUGCAAUGACUACGUCGACCAUCACGAGCAUCGUGGAACCCAGCCGGAUGCAUCCAAGUACGACAUAUUCUACGCAGCGAUGCAGGCUAUCAUGUACAUUUUCUGUUUCCGCUGGCGAGAGCUUGUGUGCGAGGACGGUCUGGAGGAUCUAGUAGUGGAAGAACCUGUACAGCAAGGGCCACCCAUGAGCACAAACGCAGCUAGCAGCAAUGAGACCAUCGGCAGCAAUGGUGAGGUCGACACUGUACCUAUUAUCACUCUUGGUGGUAACGGUGAUGUGACGCGCAACUGGUGCGUCGGUUUAAAGAACUUGCCUCGAUUGAUCUCAAGUCGGCUCAAUCCACUCAAGGUUUGCUCAGACUUGGUCGUGAACCAGUUUGCACAUAUGGCACGUACAACCAAUUUCAUGUAUGUCCAUCCAAUUAUUCAACGAAACAAGAAGAUCGCUAUAUCCGGCAUGGGCCACACCAAUCUGCAAGCGGUCCAGUCGUUUUUCCCGUUUGACCCGUACAAGUUGAAGACGAGCAGCCAAUUCAUCGAGAACAUAUACUCUGUAUGGCGGGGUGAAAACGACGAAGACGAGGACUCAUCGAGCGAAGACGACGAUUCAAGUGGAGAAGAUAGCAGCGAUGAAGAGGACGAAGAAGUAGCAACGGGCAUGUCAGCCAUGAGCAUCAGUCCAAGCCCACACAUACUCGCAUAA
Zychaea mexicana is the source of this 1557-nucleotide messenger RNA. Its product is annotated as RNA polymerase I-specific transcription initiation factor RRN3. Gene Ontology annotation, cellular component: nucleus. Gene Ontology annotation, biological process: transcription initiation at RNA polymerase I promoter. Gene Ontology annotation, molecular function: RNA polymerase I core binding; RNA polymerase I general transcription initiation factor activity. The annotation marks the transcript as partial. The record is from RefSeq and is a predicted model, not a curated record. NCBI's taxonomy places the organism in Eukaryota, Fungi, Mucoromycota, Mucoromycetes, Mucorales, Lichtheimiaceae. The transcript has 2 exons.